Molecule: messenger RNA, 6003 nt
Organism: Porites lobata
Lineage: Eukaryota; Metazoa; Cnidaria; Anthozoa; Scleractinia; Poritidae
Source: the annotation of a GenBank genome assembly
UUGAGUCUUUUAUCAGAGAGAGAAAGAAAUCGUGAGUUUGAACUGUUCAUUUUUGCAUUUUAUUUCACGUUAAGUCAUCAUAAUCGAUUACCACACAUUUAACUACAGUCCAAGGUAGUGUGGAUCAACAGUUUCUAGGUUCUUGGUCGCCAGUCUUAAGAUGAAGCUAAGCCCCAAAAGUUAUGUAACAUAAGCAAACUAAGGACAAAUUCGGAGAGUCUUGCUAUUUCAAUAUAGUGAACAAGAGUAUAAGAGCAUUUCUGCACAAGGGAAUAAUACUAUCGAAUACAUUUUAAGCUAUAGUUUAAGCAGGGAACGGGUGGUUUACUGUCUGUUAUCAAAGUAAACUUCACGUAUCAAGAUGUCUCACAGAAACACAACGGUGGACUUCGUUGUGACUACGACUAAUAUAUUGGCUACAUCGUUUCUCAGAAGCAUGUAUAAUUGAUAGUGAAAACAAAUCGAGAUUUCUUAAAUCACCGGGGUGAAUAAUCAUCUUAUCAUUUCUUGGGGGCGAUAUAGUUAACACUAUUUCGUGAAAUCUACGCGGUAUAGACGCGAAAGUGAACGUUUGCUUUUAACUGAUCGAGUUAAUAGCCAGGCACCGACGGUGCCGACAUUUUUAAAUGAGCUCAAACACAAGGAACAGUGACUAGUUUAAUAAGAAACUGUUGAGCUUCGUUGGCUAAGACGGUUUAUUACGUCGAGUUGAAAAUCAAAUUUAGUGUUUCAAGGAUAAGCAAUAUCGUCUCGCGUAAGCAAUAUGGUGGUGUAGGUUGUUCCAUGGAGGCAGCCUCGGGUGUUUUCAGGGCGAAAUGGCAAUAGUUUAGCUGCUGAGGUAACUUUUACGGCUGCAUAUGAAAAAAUAAAAUGUCAUACUGUUGCGAUGGACUAAUUAUGUGCUUUACUAUAGAAAAAACGUUGUCCUUACAACCUCCACUUAUCAAUCGCCUUUGGAAUGGAAUGGACUCGACUAAAGGAAUGUUUAGGACUCGACUAAAGCUCGAAAUAAGCCCAUCAGAUAGUUGUCUUAAGGGUUUAAAUCAAAAUUUCCGACGAGCAUGUCCUUGGCAGUAGGACAAUUUCUGCUGCCUAAAAUAUUGAUCACUAGCUACGAUAAUACAAGACAAGUAACUUUUGCUUUCGUCUUUCGUAGCUGAGUUUACAUUAUACUGUCACAAUUCUUCAUUUGUUAGAAGUAGCCACGUAGAUUCUACAUUUUACUUUCAUUUUCCAUUUAAUUUUGCGUUCUUUACCUUAUAAAAUUGGAGUCCUUCAUUGUUGAUUCUGGGUUUCCAAGAAACUCAGGAAGCAACUGUUCGCUGUGUUUUAUAUUUCAGUUAUUAAUGUUAGCCAUUGAUUUCAAACUGAUUAAGAUCAUCAGACUGAAACUGUUCUUGAUACUUUCACACCAAGAAACUCAUGAAAACCAUCUUCCAUUAUCUAACAGUCGGUUUUAUAUUUUAAGUUAUUUUUGUUUAUCAUCCAUAUCUGAAUUUGACUUAAUAAUGCUUUCUCAAUUUUCAGCUGUUUUAUUUAUUUAUUUGUUCAAUUUAAUUACACAGACUGAAUCAAAAUAAUGCAUAUAAAAAUCAAAUGAAGAAAAACCUAGUAUAUAAAAGUGAUAUCUGCCUAAUAAGGACAGUUAAUAAUAAUAUAGAACACGAGGAAAAUGAAGAAAGCUAUUUAGAAGAAAAUUCAAAUCCUAAAUAUAAAUUCACAGAAAAACGUAUAUGCUAAAAAUAGUAAAAAAUUAUAAAAAUCUUUCCUUAUAAGGAAAGAUUUUUAUAAUUUUUUACUAUUGAACUAUGGAAUUGAACUUGUCAAUACAAAAUUCAUUAACUUUCUAACUAAACAAAGAUAACUGAUUAUUCUUAUUGCUACAGACAGGCCAUUCCAUAAAUCUACAAUACGACUAUAUAAAAACUAUUUACAUAACGCUCAAGUUGACUUGAUUUGAUUAAAAAUUCUAAUACUAUACGUUAAGGACUUGAAACUAACAUACAACUGGGACAAUUUAAAAAAGGAAAAAUCUAAAACUUCCCUUCUAAACUCGAGAGGCAAAAGACCGUAAUUUGACUAAACGUUUAGGCCAGCCUAAGUCAAAUAGGCUGAUUUAGCAACAGAACGGGAACGUCAGUUGACGAAGGGGCGUGCAAAUCAAACAACUGGCUUGAACAAUGGCAGAGUGGCAAUUUGGGACUGGAAGUCGAGUUUAGUCCUUUCCGUGCGUUUUCCCGUCGUCAACUGACGUUCCCGUUCUGUUGCUAAAUCAGUCUAAUAAUUUGGUUGCACGUCUUUGAACGUGCUCUAUGGUCAUGAUUUUUCAUUUUGUUAUUAAAGUGACCAGACUUGUGAAGCGUACUCUAAUUUUGUACGCACCAACGAUUUAUGGAGACAAUUAACAAAUAUUUUUUUUUAUCACAUUCACUGGUGCACGUUCUAUAUAAACAAAGCCAAGCACUUUAUUUGCUCUAACUGACGAUUAAAUCAAUAUGAUCAUUCAUUGAUAGCGUUUAGGAAAUGUGGACACCAAGAUCUUUCUCAAUUGUUACAUCUGUAAUUCGCGAUCUAGCCAGAUUGUAUGAUGUUUGCAGUAUACUCUUCUUCUUUGUAAUAACAAAGUGCUUACACUUUCUGAUGUUAAAGUUCAUGAAGUGAUCAGAACUCCAGCUAUUUAAGCUUGAUAGGUGACUCUGUAAUUGCCUUACAUCAGAAUAAUCAGUAAUAAAUCUAUAACAUUUCAUAUCAUCUCCAUUUAACUGAACAGUAGUCGUACAAGAGUCAGUAACACUUGGGGUAAUAUUAUAUGGAAGUAAAUCAUCGCAGUUAUAGACGCAACUUUUGCAGUUGCGAAAAGAAGGCCUGAAAAAAAAAAUCAGGCUUGUACGGGAUUCGAACCCUUGACCACUGCUAUACUGGUGCAACGCUCUAACCAAUUGAGCUAUCAAGCCAACUGGGAGCAGGUCGUUGAAUUGUUUCGUUAUAAACCCGUGAAAGGAUGAUGAUGAAGUUAUGAAUAUAUGAAAGUCAUAUAUGAGAACUGCGGGUUGAAGAAUUAUAUGAAAGUAGAUCAUCACAGUUACUGCUACUGAUCUACUUUCAUAUAAUUCUUCACUCCGCAGUUAACAUAUGACUUCCAUAUAUUCACGACUUCAUCAUCAUACUUUCACUGGUUUAUAGCGAACCAAUUCAACGACCUGCUCCCAGUUGGCUUUUUAGCCCAAUUGGUAAAGCGCUGCACCGGUAUUGCAGAGGUCGAGGGUUCGAAUCCCGUACAAGCCUGAAUUUUUUUCAGGCUUUCUUUUCGCAACUGCAAAAGUUGCGUAUAUAACUGCGAUGAUCUACUUUCAUAUAAUUCUGCACCCCGCAGUUCUCAUAUAUGACUUUCAUAUAUUCAUAACUUCACUUGGGGUAAUGUUUAUAUAGAUGUUAAACAACAGCGGUCCUAAAGUGGACCCUUACGGUGAAUCAGAUAAAACAGGUAGCCAAAUAGAUGACUGACCAUCGAUAACUGUCCUGUGCCAGCGAUCUGUCAAGUAACCUCGAUUCUAAACCAGGAGAGCGAAUUCCCUCUUACACCAACAGCAAACAAUCCCCUCAGUAAACAGUUUUUAAACAGUUUUUUGAGUCAAGUGCCUUGCUAUAAUCCAAAAAUACUGCAUCAAGCUGAUUUUUCUUAUCCAGUGAAUGGCAAAGUCCUGUGUAGAUCUAAGAAGACUGGUAACACACGAGCGUCCACUUACAAAACCAUCCUGUGAAUGGUAAAGAUUAGGCUGAAAAAAGGGAAAACACUUGAGAAAAUACAUUUUUCCAACACUUUAGAAACAACACUCAGUAAUGAUAUUCCUCUCUAGUUAUCCACGAUCUCUUUAUCACCAGACUUGAAAUUUGAAACAAGGAUUGUUAGAAGUACUCAUGCAGAUUCCACUUUGUUUUCUAUUAUUUCUUUCUUUCACAUACAAAAUUGAGCUCCUUCAUUCAAAUUUGGGAACUUACGCUUUCGAGGUUUUCAUCAGACUUUGGCUGUUCUUGAUGAAUAAAAAUAAUAAAAGCGGUUUUCAGCUGCUGUUAGAACUUCCCAAAUAGAUUCUUCUUUCCUGAUUUUUUGAAAAUUCAGGUCAUUUGAUUCUCUAUCCCGGGUUUCAGUAGAGACUCUGGAAAUCAUGUCUUUAUGUAACUGUCGGUUUUAUUAUUAAUAAGUAGUUAUGAAAGCCUAUGCUUUCUAGUUUUUUGUUUUAGCCUGGGUUCUCAAGAAACUCCUGAUAUUAAUCUAAUUAAUAUAUAUUUAAGUUAAUUCACACAAAAGUUUAUAUCAAGUUAAACCCAAAUACUGCGGUGACUCAAUUCGGCUUAGAUUUUAGGUUUUCUGACUGAUAGAGAUAACUGUUUAUAAAUUUGAACUUUUAAGGAUUUUUGAAUGCGCAUUUAAGAAGAAAAGAUAAGUUGUGGAAGGUUGCGAUGCAUUUAGAAUUGUGUUAAAGAGAAAAUUCUGCAGCUACGACUACCACACCAGAUUAAGUCGGACCAGUAGUCCCUUUCUUAAAAGUGCCGAUAACUUUUAUCGAGCAUGGAGGCAAACUUUCAAAUCAAAAACAACAAACUAGUAGUACCAGUCCUGGCUCACAAACCAGUGAUGUGUAAUAUAGUAAUUCAAUAAUUAGAAAAACAGGCUUCCAGUAGCGCCAUCGGCCAUAAAUUAUACCUCAUCUUGUCGAGAAAAUCAAAGGCUUUCCUCUGAAGGCAAAAUCUUUUCGAAAUAUUGCAACAUAUCAAAAAACUCUAGGGAGAAGGUUUCAUCAACCCCCCUCCACCCUUGUAAAACGGUAGCAUCGGGGUAUGAAUUGGCGUGUACGUCCGAGGGUUGAAAAUUAAAAUGAAGCGGGCCUCAAAGCCCCCAAGUCUGAGGUUUCCGAGAGAUAAUUUGUCUCAGUUCAGUCUUUGUCGUCCUCAUGGUGAGAAAUUUCAUACAGUAAGCAGCAGUAGGAAGAAGCGUAGCCGCGGAGUGGUCAGCGCUCUGGCCACUUGCUGAAUUUUUUCUCGGUCGUCCCGACUUCAAAUCCUCGGCCACGCUUGUAAGUACAAGCUGACUGGUUGCCUCCUACUAGUUGGGGAAUUUAAUCCUUACGUUGUGUUUGGGUUAUUUUGUUUCUAACUAUUUGUGGAGUGCAUGUAAAUUAGCUGGAUAGGCAAUCAAGGAAUUUUUUCUUCAACUCAACUUAUAUUGUGAUCUUUUUUAGAAACACCGGAUAACAAUAUCAGUUGGACCAUGUGGUUUUUCCUGUGUGCUAGGAUUGUCGUUCGAGCCGUGGUACUUGUCAUGAACAUUUGUGGAAUCCCAUUAUGUCUUGGCAGCUCCGCCAUGGCAGACACGAUUGCGAAAACCGAGGAAGCAAUGAGGGGAUCUUCAGCGUUUCAGGAGGCGGUACAAGUGUUCUUAGGGGUUUGGAGAGAUGCUGGAGACUCUAACAUGAAAAAGGCUCAAGCUAUCUUCAACCUCCUUUGGGCGACUAACGCCGCUGGAUUUCUGUGGAUGAUCAUCAAGUGUUUAUGCAGUAGCAUGGGAAAGUGGGCCUGGAUGAAAACAGCUGCCUUGGUGAGCGCCAUGAUCAUCGCAAGUUUUGGAUCAGGGGGAGUGGCGUUGAUAGCGAAGAUCGCUGUAGCAGUAACGGCUGCCACUGAAUUGGCCGCGGAUAUAAAUGAAGCGAUACAACUUUUAUAAAUCCAGCAACCUCCACAGAAGCCAAAAGCAGUAGACUAUUACGCAAUCUGUAAACCCAUUUUCUUAUUACCUUUUGAUAACGCUCCUUUUUCUCAGUAGGCCAGACUAGCACUAGACGCAAGUAAUCUUCAAUCCGGAUUUACCGCAAGCAAAUUGAAGUGAAAGCAAGCGGCUUAGAGGGCCGGGCUCCCUUCUAACAGAGGACACCUGAUAUUGGAACAACGGCAUUAUUAAUAGCGCAGUAAAAAUAAUAGACUUUUAUAUCGUAUUUUUCAGUGUUG